UCUUCCAUCGAGCCUUAUUCAUAAGAUAUUUCUUCUCUAAUAAUUGAAAGCAAAAGAAAUCAGUAUUUUUUUUAGAAAGGUAAAGAGAUGGAGGAAACAAAGGAGAGAAAGAUAGUAGUAGCAGUGGACGAAAGCGAAGAGAGCAUGGAAGCUCUUUCAUGGAGUCUUGACAAUCUUUUUCCAUAUGAUUCCAAUAAUACACUCAUCCUCCUCUACGUAAAGCCCCCGCUUCCCGUUUACUCUUCCCUUGACGCCGCAGGGUUUAUAGUGACCGGAGACCCGGUUACAGCUUUGAAGAAGUAUGAAUACGAGCUCGUGGAAUCGGUCAUGGCUCGAUCUCGAACCGUGUACCAAGAUUAUGAAUCCGAUAUUAAUAUAGAAAGACGAGUUGGAAGAGGAGAUGCUAAGGAAGUUAUAUGCAAGGCAGUUGAGAAACUUAGAGCUGAUAUGUUAGUAAUGGGCACUCAUGACUAUGGCUUCUUCAAAAGGGCUUUGCUAGGGAGUGUGAGCGAGUAUUGCGCCAAACGAGUCAAGUGUCCUGUGAAAGAAGCGAAGAUUCUGUUUCUAGGUCUCGACAACGCCGGCAAAACCACCUUGCUUCACAUGUUAAAGGACGAGAGACUGGUCCAGCAUCAGCCGACACAGCAUCCGACAUCGGAAGAACUAAGUAUCGGCAAAAUCAAGUUCAAAGCCUUCGAUUUGGGAGGUCAUCAGAUUGCUCGCAGAGUCUGGAAGGACUAUUACGCUAAGGUUGAUGCAGUGGUAUACCUAGUGGAUGCAUAUGACAAAGAGAGGUUUGCAGAAUCAAAGAAAGAGCUUGACGCUCUUCUCUCUGAUGAAUCCCUAGCAAAUGUCCCUUUCCUCAUCCUUGGAAACAAAAUCGACAUUCCGUACGCUGCAUCAGAAGACGAGCUGCGUUAUCAUCUAGGCCUCACCAAUUUCACCACUGGGAAAGGUAAAGUGAAUCUAGCAGGAACAAAUGUUCGUCCCCUUGAGGUGUUCAUGUGCAGCAUUGUCAGAAAGAUGGGUUACGGCGAAGGAUUUAAAUGGGUUUCUCAAUAUAUCGACUAGAUCAAUUAUAAGUCUUAUCUAUCUAUAC
Messenger RNA from Arabidopsis arenosa, 1099 nucleotides. NCBI's taxonomy places the organism in Eukaryota, Viridiplantae, Streptophyta, Magnoliopsida, Brassicales, Brassicaceae. The record is from the annotation of a GenBank genome assembly.